AUGGCCAGCGAUGGCUCUGAGGAAUAUGUCUUUGCCAUUCCCAACUUCUGGCGGCCGUCAAAGCUGCUGCUGGACCAGGAGGCAGAAACAGCGGCCAGCUUCUUUUCUAAUGAUCUCACAAAUGCUCUAUCCAGCCCAGACUCGGAUCCCUUCGCGCUCGAGCCCAUAACGCCAACCCACGAUGGCUUCUUCAAGCUCGUAUCAGUCCAGGAUAUUCCCACAGAUGAACCGGAGAAGUCAUCCGAGGGCCUCCCUGUAGCCCUCGAUAGCGAUGAUGAAGACAUGCCCGAUAUUUGGCUAGAGCCAGGAGUGCCCGCCGAACCGAAACCUCCAUAUAGAUCCGAGGCUGGCCCGGCUGCGUACGACGCUUUGCUAUUCUCUUCAAGCGACCCUCUCAAGCUCAGGAAUGUUGGCGUCCCCGUGGUUGAUACGAAGACGUACUUGUCUUCACUGUUGGCUUUGGCACUUGGUGGAGAGUCUGUUCUCUUUACUAGAAAGGACGGAACUCAGGGCCUUAAGCCUUCCCUUCCUAAAAUGAGGGCCUCGGGGUACUCUAGCAAUGUCCUACAGGCGCUUGAAAACAAGUGCCUGAGAUGCGGUAGCACCUUGAUAGGACUGCGCACCUUUGUGCAUUCCGCGUACUCGGAACAUCCAAGCCGAUGCGGUGUGGCCCUUGCCAGCACUGUCAGCCAGGUUUUACAGGUUGUACAAGAAUGGGUGGCCUUUAAUGGGCGGAAUCCUCGCUCGCUUCUGCAGCUUCAAUCCACCGUCAACUCGAUGGUAGCCAUUCUACGACCCUUCAAGGCGCUCACAUCACAGCUGCGCCACGGUCUUACAGAUGAGGAUAUUCUGAACCUCGUGUUUCAUCAAGCAUAUUCGGUGGAUAGCAACGAAGAGUACCUCCGUCAGAUCAUGCGAGAAGUACUGCGGAGAGUCUCUGGGCCCUGGAUCGAGUUUCUCGAAGAGUGGAUUGGAACAAGACGUGAGCAAGGGCUGCCCUUUACCAAGGCCAAUCUUGGAGAAAGCAAAGGGUUUGUCAAGGUCGAGGCACGAGUUUUUCGGGACGAUUUCGGCCGGGAGCUCGCAGAGGUCGACUACGUCCUAGACGCGGGCAAGAUGCCGCGCUUUAUGCCCGACGAUGUGACGGAGACAAUAUUUGAGACUGGGCGCAACUUGCGAUUUAUCCGCACUUUCCAUGAAGACCACCCACUCGCUCAACAGGACGUCAUUGCGUCUAGUGAUCCUCCUCAGGCCAAGUGGCUUUAUGACUGGGAGGCCAUACUGCGCCUUGAGAGUCAAGCUGUUGCGUACCGCGACUUUCUGGUCGAUGCCAUCCACUCAAGCCGCCCCGACUAUUCUUAUGACCCCAUGGAAAUUUCCAUGUAUUCAUUGGGCGAAAAGCCCGGCUCUAUCCUUACUUACUUUGGACUGGAUCAGGUUGGCAUGGAAGAGCAUAUUGCCGCGUCCAUGGAGCAAUUUGCUCAGCCAGUUGCCACACACGACGCAGAGGAUCCCCUCAGCAGGAUUGUUCGCGAUAGACUCUGCGGAACACAUGCCUCAGCUAUUGAGCUCUCGAACUCUACGCCGCAUUGGACGUUGCUUCCGGUUCUUUCGUUUGGUGUCAUUGCCUCGGCGCAGGCCCAAGUGGUCAACAAAGAGACUCUCAAGCUCCUAUUUACUGCACACAAUCUGCGAGAUCAUCUGAAGUUGCAGCGAGAGUUUCAGCUUCUCGGAAAUGGCAAUCUCUGCAGCCGUCUCUCUCAUGCUCUAUUCGACCCCGAUAUGGAGUCGGCACAAAGGAGGCCAGGGGUCGCAAGGAGGAGCAAUGUCAUGGGCUUGCGGCUGGGAGGCCGCGACAACUGGCCCCCAGCGACUUCAGAGCUGCGACUAGCAUUGAUGGGCAUACUUUCUGAAUGCUAUGGCGCUGAUGAAGACGGCAAGAAAGUUGUCAGGAAUGAACGCAUUUUUGACAAGGAGGUUUCUGGCUUGCCCGGCAACAUGAGCUUUGCCGUGAGAGACUUGUCUGACGAGGAAAUCAACCAAUGCAUGAACCCCGACUCCCUCGAAGCCUUGGACUUUCUUCGCCUUUCCUAUACAGCGCCGCCGCAGCUAAGCCCCAUCAUCACGCCGAUGAACUUGAUGCAAUACGACUACAUCUUCAAGCUUCUGUUGCGAGUCCUGCGCAUGAUAUUUGUUGUCAACCAGCUUUUCCGCGAUGCCAACUCGUUGGCUCGUGAAUGGGAAGAUCCUGGCGAUGCAACGCUCCGCUUCGUAAGAGAAGCGCAACAUUUUGUGUCCAGUGUGUCAGCGUAUUUUCUGGACACGGGCAUCGGUGUUCCUUGGCGAGUGUUUGAAAAGAAGCUGGACAAAAUCGAGGCGGAUCUCCACCGACCAACUACGAAUAGCUCGUCAGAAGAGGUCCAGAGCCCUGACAAAUUGCAGGAACUUCAUUCUCUCGUUCUAGAUCGAAUCAUGCUGGCUUUAUUCCUGCGAAAGAAGCAGCAGCCAGUACUGAAGCUACUAGAGGACAUCUUUAACAAUAUUUUGCGAUUUGCCAAACACAUAAGGCUUCAGCGAUUGGGGGUGGAAGACGAUCUCGCCCCGGCGACUCUGUACGCAGAAUUCAAGAAGAAGGUGCAAAUUUUCAUCACAGUCUGUCGAAGCCUGUCAGAGAAGGCUCGCCGCACAGACGGUAAGAGAGGGAGGGAAGACAGGAUAUUCAAGGAGCAAUACGGGACUGGCGAUGACAGUAUGGUGGCCCAGCUUCUGGUCAAGCUGGACAUGUUUGAUUAUUAUCUCAAGCGGCAGUAG
Trichoderma breve is the source of this 2811-nucleotide messenger RNA. Its product is annotated as spc97 / spc98 family domain-containing protein. The transcript is spliced from 4 exons. Gene Ontology annotation, molecular function: gamma-tubulin binding; microtubule minus-end binding. The record is from RefSeq and is a predicted model, not a curated record. Bases 1 to 2811 code for a protein of 936 amino acids. Gene Ontology annotation, cellular component: spindle pole; gamma-tubulin complex; equatorial microtubule organizing center. Lineage: Eukaryota; Fungi; Ascomycota; Sordariomycetes; Hypocreales; Hypocreaceae. Gene Ontology annotation, biological process: spindle assembly; microtubule nucleation; cytoplasmic microtubule organization.